Molecule: messenger RNA, 3166 nt
Organism: Synchiropus splendidus (mandarinfish)
Lineage: Eukaryota; Metazoa; Chordata; Actinopteri; Syngnathiformes; Callionymidae
Gene: smox
Product: spermine oxidase
Exons: 7
Coding region: 163-1791 (542 amino acids)
Molecular function (GO): polyamine oxidase activity
Source: RefSeq, a predicted model, not a curated record
GGGGCUACGGGACAAACUGGCUGCUUCUGGUUUCUCAGCAUAAAUACAAAGCGGAGCCGGUGCGAGAGGCAGCGACACGAAGACGAACGGAGCUCCGAGAGGUUUCUUCCCCCACUGAAGAAGAAGUGAGUCAGACUCCAGAGAAGAAGUAGCUUGGACGGCAUGCAAAGUUGUGAAAUUUCGUCUGACAGCACUGAUGAUCCUCUCAGUAGUGGCACUCGUCCGCAGCCUCGAAUAGUAGUGAUCGGCGCCGGCUUGGCCGGACUCGCUGCGACCAAGUUCCUCUUGAAAAACGGCUUCACGGAUGUCACGGUCCUAGAGGCGGCAGACCACAUCGGUGGGAGAGUAAACAGUAUUCAGCACGGUAAAGCAACGUUGGAGCUAGGAGCUACCUGGAUUCAUGGUGCCAAUGGAAACCCAGUCUACCACCUGGCCGAGGACAACGGGCUGCUCGAGGACACCACUGACGGAGAGAGGAGUGUCGGACGCAUCAGCCUGUACGCCAAAAAUGGCGUGGCUCACUACCAGACCAACGCUGGGAAGAGGAUCCCCAAGGACCUGGUCGAAGAGUUCAGUGACCUCUACAAUCAGGUGUACGAGCUGACGCAGGAGUUCUUCCAGAACGGGAAGCCUGUUUGCGCAGAAAGUCAGAACAGCGUCGGCAUCUUCACCCGUGAUGUGGUGCGCAAGAGGAUCAUGUUGGAUCCGGAUGAUUCUGACAGCACCAAGAAACUCAAGCUCUCCAUGCUACAGCAAUACCUCAAGGUGGAGAGCUGUGAAAGCAGCUCACCCAGCAUGGAUGAGGUCUCUCUCAGCGAGUUCGGCGAGUGGACCGAGAUCCCCGGGGCACAUUAUGUCAUCCCUGGAGGUUUCAUGAAGAUCGUGGAGCUCCUGGCCACGGAGAUCCCGUCCAGCACCAUCUGCCUUAACAAACCAGUCCGCUGCAUCCACUGGAACUACUCGGCCAACCGCCAGGAGCAGAAGACCAACGAGAACAACCACAACCACGACAACCCCCGAUGUCGACAGUACGACCAUCGGGGCCAGCCCGUUUACGUGGAGUGUGAGGACGAGGAGUGGAUCGCGGCGGACCAUGUGAUCGUGACGGCGUCGCUGGGUUUGCUGAAGCAGAACCACGAGGCCAUGUUCUCGCCCUCCCUGCCCGAGGACAAGGUGCUUGCCAUCGAGAAGCUGGGCAUCAGCACCACCGACAAGAUAUUCCUGGAGUUCGCCCAGCCCUUCUGGAGCCCCGAGUGCAACAGCAUUCAGUUCGUGUGGGAGGACGAGGCCCAGCUGGAGCAGCCCGUUUACCCUGAGGACCUGUGGUACAAGAAGAUCUGCAGCUUUGAUGUCCUUUACCCUCCUGAGCGCUACGGAUACAUGCUGAGCGGCUGGAUAUGCGGGCAGGAGGCCCUCCACAUGGAGCGCUGCGACGAUGAAACGGUGGCCGAGAUCUGCACGGAGCUGCUGAGGCGAUUUACAGGAAACCCAGACAUUCCCAAACCUCGGAGGAUCCUGCGCUCCUCCUGGGGCAGCAACCCCUACAUCCGAGGCUCCUACUCUUUCACCAGGGUGGGCUCCAGCGGAGGAGACUUCGAGAGGCUGUCCAUGCCACUGCCUUACACCGACAGCACCAAAGCUCCACCCCUGCAGGUCCUGUUUGCCGGAGAAGCCACCCACAGAAAAUACUAUUCCACUACCCAUGGUGCUUUGCUGUCAGGACAACGGGAGGCCACUCGCCUGAUAGAACUGUACCAGGACUUGCACGACACCACAAAGCCUAAUGUGUAAACUAAAACCUCUAACUGGGUCUCAAACUGAUCCACUGAAGGGCCGCAGUGGUUGCAGGUCUUUGUUCCAACCAAUCAGGAGCUUCUCACCAUUCAAGUGUCCGUAAACACUUCGGCCCUCUGAGGACCGGUCGGAGACCCCUUUUAACCUGAAUAUCUGUUUGAGUGACUCUGGUGGCUACACAGGUAGCAAGGGCAUUACUCCGCUGAGGACGACGGAACUGUGUGUACAGUAGUGUAGCUCAGUCUUAUGUUGUUGCAGAUGUACAGUUCAACGUUGCCAAUGGUGCUGUGGUCUCAUGUCACUGUGGUUCACGUGUCGAUAAUUCCAAUAACAACUGUAAUUUAACUUGGUUUUUGUAAGUGCCUUCUGUAAGUAUUAAUAUUGUUAUUUUAAACUCAAUACUAAAAUGAUGUUUAAACUGAAUAAAACAGUUUUGUUGCUACAGCGGUGCCUCCUCAGCCUUCGGAAAAAAAAUGACCAUAAAACAUUUUUUUUUGGCAAUUUAAUCGAUGACGAGUGAAAAUGGUUUCCAUCUAUUGCAGUCGUUGCAGGAGGACGAUCGCUUCCGAUCGAACUCUGUAAUAGUCUUCGACGCUCCCAGAGAGAUGACGCUGCGGCCGCUGGAGCUCGGAGAGCUGAGGUACAUGUUUCAGUUACUAUUCGGAUGAACAGAAGUACAAUCAUUCAUACAGCGAGUAUGUACAGAGGUAAUGAACACGGACCGUUUGUACAAUCGGACAUGAGAGGAAGCGCAUGGCGAGCGGUGGGCCGCCAUUAUUCACCCCUUCAAUUGUGCAUUUUCACCUGUUCCUCUUUUGGUGUUGGUUCCUUAAAGAUCAUGAUCAUUUGUGCUCUACAUGUUGGUUUAUGGUUGAAAGAAAUCAUUUAAAUGAGUGAUUCUUGUCUCCAAAGGGGCCAAACAAACAUGAUGUAUUCAGUAUAUAUUAUAUUCUGCCACCUUAUCGCUGCUCCAGGGUCACAAUGGAAGACAGCUAUCCCAGCUACACAGGGUGAGAGGCAGGCACAGGUUGCCUGUUACUUAGAGAUGGACACAAUUUCAAGUCUUUCUGGGAGGAAAUCCCAGAGCGAACCCUCACAACGUCAGAAUUCCACUUCCAUUUCAUGAUAAAUAAAUGUGCUUUAAUGAAUGAAUGACAUGUGUAUAUCACUUUUAAAACCAAGUGUAUAAUUCUGAUCGCAGCUGAGAUAGGCUCCACCCCUCUGUGACCCUGGCAUGCUGGGAAAGUGGCACAAAAUGUUGAAAUGUAUUUCUUCCCUCAUAUACAGCACAUUUUCAUGUAUAUUAUAUUAUUAUAUGCCAUUAUUAUAUUCAAAAUAAAUAUAUUUACAAAGAAAAUAUACAUUAAGAAUA